CCUGGGAAGACGCCACGCACAGGCAGAUGGAGAUUCGUGGCCCCCCUUUCAUCCACACUGACGUCCAGGACCUGCUGGAGACGCUAAUGGAUACCUUUCUGUGGAGCAUCUUGCCCAACAGUCCAUAUGGAGGCCCAAUUUCCUAUCCUAACUGCUGUUCAACAACUAGAUUGUCACCUUCUGAAGAAGCAACAAGAAAGCAGGAGGGCCUUACCCACUAUAGUGAAAAAUUCUCAGGAAGUCUUUCACCAGCUCACUCCCGACAGCUGGGCCUCCCAGACCCACGAGUCAGUCUCCAGCGGCCCAGGAGAUAUAAUCAUCCCUGAGCCCUGGGAGCAACAUCCACGAACAAGCUUCACACGACACCGGGCCACACUGCCCUCCAGGAACCAGCCGUCUCUGGGCAGGGCGCAGGCGCAGGGCAGAUUUCCAAGGGCAGGGCAGGCAACGGAGAAGCAAGGGGACUCCUGGCCUUCAGCCUUUGCAGGUGGAAGCAGCCAGGAUGUACAGGACAUGGAGUCCAAGGGCCCAGCAACAUUUCAGAUAUGGAAAUGCCCGAGCCUGGAUCUGGCGUACUGUCCAGGGAGUGACUCAGAUCCAUCUUGCAAUUCAGACCGCUCCCUAGUGGUGCUCCCAGGGGCCAGAUCUGAGGAGGAGUCAGAAAGCGACUGGAUGAAACCCUCAAGAAGUGACACAAGAAAUGACUUACCAGGAAGCUCAGACAAGGAGCAUGUAGAAGACAUCCUGAAAGUCCACUUGAGCAGGAAGUUGGAGCAGAUUAAGGACGGCAGGAUCCCUGUGAGUGUUCAUCAUUCCAGGCUUGCUACUGACCGAGCCUUGGCCCCUUCUGAAAACGCAAACACUCAUGUGGAAACUGGCAAUCUAGCAUCCUCAAAGGGUCAGGAAUCCUGUGAAGACACCUCUCGGGAACUUCUCCUUGAUCCAGGCCAUAAGCCUGUGCUGGAAGCACAUGUUAGAAGGUUUCGGGUGAGGCACAGGUGGGGCCUGCCCCUCAAGAUUCUCAAGAUGAAAAAUCUCUUUAUGUUGAGAAAGGCUCAACCUCCACCCCUUCCACUCUCCACCUUUCCCUCCUGGGCCACCUGUGAAUCUAGGGAUAACUCCACAGCCGAGGUUGUCAAGUUCCUGGGAGAAGAUCCUGGGGAAGGUCCGGGAGAGGAGGAGAUAACAGAAAUGUCAGUCCUCACCCUGACUGGUCUUCUCCCUGCCCCCUCACCUGUGGGAGAGAAUGUCCAGAUGGACCUGAGAGAGACUCAGUCUGGUGACGACUGUGGACACUCAGAAGCUCCUUCUACUGCACAGGAGGGCAGGUGGCCUCCUCAGCCCCUCACAUGCAGAACCUGGCACAGUGAGGCAGUUCUGGGGCCCAGGAGAGGCAGCCCAGAGCGGAGUCCAAGUCCAGCAAUGGCCAGGAGUGAGCCGUGGGAGGAAGAGGAGAGCAUGGCCUCAGGAUACUUCCAUCGUAGUGAGUCAAUGCUGCAGCUCACCGUAGGGUCCCAGUCUUCAGGGGCCGAGGAGACCAAGGAGCCAGUGGAGGCUGAGGAAGAGAAACGCCCUGCUUGGGAAGCCACCUUGGGAGCCAGCGUGAGGGCAGACUCCCACACCCUUAAUGUCAACCUGAGCUCAGGGUCUCUGAGCAACAGCAAAAGCUCCCAACCCUCUAUAGUUUAUGUCCCCCAGGUGCCAGAAGAGCUAUGCCUUAAUGCUCCAAGUGUUAGUGAGUGUGAGCUCGCAGUGGAGGUGGAGCCAGAGAACCAGCCUCAAGGCCCUGCCCCAGAUGUCCUCCUCCAAGACCACACCACUGGUGUCCUCCUUGGAGACUGUGACCCUGACGUUCUGGCUGUAGACAUCUGGGCCUUUCCGGCCACUCUGUCCAGCCCCCACAGCAAGUCCACUGCUGACAUGGGGGUGCCACGUGAGAGUCUCAGCAAGCGUUCUGGCCCUACUGACGAGAGACAGCGCUGCAGGAGGCCCAAGCCAGGGGGGCAAAAACAAAGGUCUGCAAGACCAAGGACCACCUCCCAAACCAAUGGUAUAAGCCGCCCUUCCCAGGACAGGGAAUUAGCACAGCCACUAAGAAGCAAGUCCUCCCAGCUCCUGCCAAAUAAAAGACAGGCUUCCACAGGAAGCUUCUUUAGGAACAAGAUGAGGCAGUUUCUGCAGUGGAUUUUCCCCAAGAAAAACACAGGGCAGGGAGAGCCCCGGCAAAACCGUAAACCUGCAUCAGCCACUGCCCAGUGCUCAGGACGGGUCACAGGCAGAUCAUUUACGGACGCCAGAAUGGAUAAAGUGCGGGGGCUCGUGAGCACUGUCGGACAGAUCCUAGAGGAGGAAACUGGGCCCAUCCAUGAACUUCCUGCCUCGAAGGGAAAUCGGUACAGAGAGGAACUCCAGGCCACAGUGGGUGGGCGUUACAGCCACCACAGAGGCCCCUCCCACCCGCAGCAAAGGAGAGUGAUGAGUGAUUCUGCCUGCAGUCACCAAGCCACUCCUGUGGGCCACAGCUCUCCUGUCAAGAACAGGUGGGUCCGAGACAAGAACAGCAACCGGGCCCCCCCAGCCAGGCCCUGCCAGCAUUGGCCAAGGGUGGUAAGAGCCUCCAACCACGCUGUCGGCUGCCCCAGGCACUAUUGUCUACCUAAAGGUGUCUUGCCUGGUCAACCAGAUCACACUUCUCCCACCUUUCCUGGUGAGCGAACCUUUCUCUCAGAAGUCCAGUUCCGGCAGAGAAAACGAGUUCUGUCCUAUGGCAGCACAUCCCCGAUGUGCUAAUGGCUCCUCCUACUGAGAUGUGUGAUCCUUCCAAUCAGAUUGUGUGUUUUCUCAUCA
Microcebus murinus (gray mouse lemur) is the source of this 2847-nucleotide messenger RNA. The record is from RefSeq and is a predicted model, not a curated record. NCBI's taxonomy places the organism in Eukaryota, Metazoa, Chordata, Mammalia, Primates, Cheirogaleidae.